GCCAAAAACGGGGGCCACUACCCUGCUCCAAACGGACGAUCCGAAGACGGGCUCCCCCCGCUACGACUUUCUCUUUCUACAGCCUGCACCUGCCCCCAUCUCUCUCUCUCUCUCUCUCUCUCUCUAAAACCCUCUUCCAAUCUCUCUCUAUAUCUCUCGCACGGGUCGUCACUGGGACAAGGACUCGAGUAUAAAAAGUGGGUGCUUUGGCCCCCCGUCCCAUUUUUCAACCUCGUCAUUCUCCAUCGGCCCCGGCUACGAUCUUGGUGGGUUCUUGUUGCCGUUCGUUUCUUGGGUUUUAGAGACACGAUCUGGUGGUGCUGGUGCUGGUUCUGGUGGUGGGUCUUUGUUGUUUUUCGUUUUGGGUUCUUGGGUCAAUGCGAAUUAGAUAAGGCAGGUGAUUCGCUCGCUCCGACCGACCGUACUUCGCUCCAAUCCACCAUCUCUUCGGGAUUUCCUUCCUCAUUCCCGUCGCGUCUUGAUCCCGAUAAAGCGUUCUUUGCGCAGUGGAGCAAAAAAGGGUUGAGCUUUUUGGGGGAGGAGAGGAGGGAGGAAUAUAAAAGGAGGGGCCUUUGAUCAUGGCGGUCGCCGAGAAUGCUGGGGUCAAGAUCGGCGGGUCGGGUCAGAAUUUGGGCGCCGUGUCGUCGCCGUCGGAGGACAGGAGCGCGUCCGGCGAUUACGCGAAGCCAGAGCCCGGGAGCGGCGCCGCGGCCCGGCUCGAUCGGCUCGUCAACGCUGGCGAGGACGGGAGCGGCAGGGUCCUGGUCGUCAGAGGCGGUAGGAACGGUCAGAUGGGCCAGGCGAGGGACGGGCUCCGGAGGAACGGGAGUAGUUUCAGGUCAAGUGGAGUGAACGACGUGAGGGAGCUGGUGGAUAUGCUGUCGAAGCUUAAUCCUAUGGCCGAGGAAUUCGUGCCUCCCUCACUGGGUCAGAGCUUUGCUUAUUUAGCUAAUGGUGGCUUUGGCUAUCCCCAGAAUUUCGCCUUACAGACUGAUGGGGUCGACGGCAAUGGACAUACCGGAAGAAGGAAGAAUAGCUUUAGCCAGGGUAAGCGGCGGAUAAAUAGUAGAACUAGUAUGGCGCAGCGUCAUGAGGUAAUUAAGAGGACCGUGUAUGUGACUGACAUUGAUCAACAGGUAACCGAAGAGCAACUUGCGGCUCUUUUCAAUAGUUUUGGGCAGGUUGUUGACUGUCGUGUAUGUGGCGAUCCAAGCUCUUGUCUCCGGUUUGCUUUUGUUGAGUUUACUGACGAAGAUGGUGCAAGGACUGCUUUGAAUCUUUCAGGGACUGUUCUUGGUUUUUAUCCUAUUAGGGUUCAGCCUUCUAAAACUGCGAUCGCACCCGUUAAUCCAACAUUUUUGCCAAGGUCCGAAGAUGAACGCGAGAUGUGCUCAAGAACUGUUUAUUGCACAAACAUUGACAAAACGGUUACUCAAGCGGAUGUUAAGCUCUUCUUUGAGUCACUCUGCGGAGAGGUUCACCGUCUGAGGCUACUUGGAGACUACCAUCAUUCAACUCGUAUUGCCUUUGUGGAGUUUGUGAUGGCUGAAAGUGCAAUUGCUGCCCUCAGUUGCAGUGGUGUGGUUUUGGGAUCUUUGCCCAUAAGGGUGAGUCCAUCGAAGACCCCUGUCAGGCCUCGAGGUCCUCACUCUCCAACGCGUUAAUUAUGAUUCCAUCUUUCUAGGACUCAUCUGCUGAUGAUAGACAUUUAAUCACACAUACGUAGGUACAUAGUCGCUAUAUGGUACUUGCAACGUGCCCGUCUAUCUAUCUGUGUCCUUUCCUCCAUCUCAGCCCGGUCUGUUCGGACUACUAGGACAACUUCAUGUUUUGUUUGUUAAGCAUGUAGAGUUGAAGGUCUCGAGGAUAUGAGUGGCCUAGUGCAUGUUGCAUAGCGCAGUGCAGUUCUUGCUAUUUUCGGGUGGAACUAUUGCCCCUUGGAGGAUUGCUGUGAUAUUUGAAGAAACUCAAAAGUUUUUAUUGUUUGUUUGUUCCAUUUGUGUAGUUUUAACUCCAUUUUGCCGUUGACACAAGUUGUUAAAUGAAUUUUAGUUUCAGUUAAUUGGA
Messenger RNA from Eucalyptus grandis, 2067 nucleotides. Its product is annotated as polyadenylate-binding protein-interacting protein 12. The record is from RefSeq and is a predicted model, not a curated record. The transcript has 10 exons. Bases 579 to 1664 code for a protein of 361 amino acids. Gene Ontology annotation, molecular function: RNA binding. Lineage: Eukaryota; Viridiplantae; Streptophyta; Magnoliopsida; Myrtales; Myrtaceae.